Messenger RNA from Ambispora leptoticha, 207 nucleotides. The record is from the annotation of a GenBank genome assembly. Lineage: Eukaryota; Fungi; Glomeromycota; Glomeromycetes; Archaeosporales; Ambisporaceae.
UCAAAAUCGGGUAUCGGUAUAUGUAAUCUUAAUAAAUUUAACUCUGAAAACAAGCUACCUACCUAUUUCAAACCAAGAUUUUUUGCAGCUUAUUUUCGGGAAUUUAUGUGCCAAUGGAUAAUAGUGCUGGAACAACCGACAGAGGAACAUGGGUCGAUCCUCAACCAGCCCGCCGUCCCGGACGACGGGGCCGGGGCUUAUCGCUAG